Molecule: messenger RNA, 1452 nt
Organism: Parascedosporium putredinis
Lineage: Eukaryota; Fungi; Ascomycota; Sordariomycetes; Microascales; Microascaceae
Source: the annotation of a GenBank genome assembly
AUGGCCGACUACCGAGGUCGAGAUCGCAUCAUAUACGACCCCGACGCAGUAGACCACGUCUACCCCCAAUCUGGCGCACGUUUCCGCUCACCCUCUCCAUCCCCAGACCGCAUGUCACGCUACGAGAGGCGCCCUCAGCGCUUCCACGAUGAUUUCACUGAUGACGGCCGGUCCGACAUCGACUUUCGAGGCCGCCCCGGCCCCGCCGGCGGCUACUACCAUGACGAGCCCCAACCUCGUUAUAUUCCCAGAGAGAUGUCCCCGGAUUACCGCGCCCAGCGCGCUCCAGAGCGUCGGGCGAAACAUUCCAGUUCCGGGAACCGUCGCCCGAGCGCCGCCCGGCCCCGCGUCGACCCGGCAGGGGACGACUUCAUGCACGCGUACGGCAACUCCCCUGACGUCACGCAUGCGGGCCAUGCGGAUCGACGACGGCCGCACGGGCAGGGCGGCUACCGCGACGAGUUUAGCGAUUCGCACAGCCUCACCAGCGGCGCUGGUCUGGGUCUGGGAUACCCUGCCGCCGCCAUGCCCCCGGCGCCGUCGGCUGCCUCGGCCGAACGCGUGCGGGAGCGGGAGGUGGUCAAGGUGCACAAGCGGAGGAGCAGGAGCCGCAGCAGGGAAUCGUUGACGAGCCGGAGCUACUCGAGGAGGAGCUCUUCGCGUUCUAGAUCCAGCUCGAGCCGCUCGAGCAGCCCCAGCCGAGCCACGAGUGUCAGGAGCGGCGGCGAUUCGUAUCCCAAGAAGGGCAAGACCAAGAUUCCUUCCAAGUUGCUGUCCAAGAGGGCGCUGCUCGAUCUGGGUUACCCGUUUCUCGAUGAGGGCAAUACCAUUAUCAUUCUCAAGGCGUUGAAUCAAGAGCAAAUCGACCAAGUCCUCCGUGUCAGCGAGGAAUACAAAAAGCUCGAAAUUUCUGCCGCCCGUUCUUCCGCAGGAAACAUUGCCGAAGAGCGCCUCCUCGAGGAUCUCCGCAUGGCUCAAGCCCCGUCCAUCGCUCCGGCUCCCAUCAUCAUGGAGGCGGCUCCCCGGCAGCGCCAGUCCUUGUCCAUCAACCCGCUCAAGAGCACUUAUACCUCGACUACGUUCCCCUCGACCAUUACCGACUCGACCAUCACCGCGCCAGUGGUGUACGAACGUAGACGCCGGCACUCGGGUCCUCUCGUCGUACGCCGAAAGUCGCGCUCCCGGUCCCGCCACGGCAAGGACAUCCGCGCCGAGAUCCGGGCGCUGGAGGCGGAGCUGUACGAGCGCAAGAGCCACAAGCACAGGCCCCGUGGCGAUGUCUCAGUGGGCGGCGACCUCGUGCGGGUGGACAGGCUCGGGGAUGGGCAGGUGGUCAUGUUUGAGGAGAGGGUGGAGAAGGUGGAGGAGGGCUACCGGGGUCCUAGGAUCGAGAGAGACAAAAGAGGACCGCCUCCCGCGUUGGUGAGGGCCAUGCUCAAGACGGUGACUUGA